Messenger RNA from Bactrocera dorsalis (oriental fruit fly), 1801 nucleotides. Its product is annotated as retinol-binding protein pinta. Gene Ontology annotation, cellular component: membrane. Gene Ontology annotation, molecular function: phosphatidylinositol bisphosphate binding. The record is from RefSeq and is a predicted model, not a curated record. NCBI's taxonomy places the organism in Eukaryota, Metazoa, Arthropoda, Insecta, Diptera, Tephritidae. The transcript is spliced from 4 exons. Bases 612 to 1568 code for a protein of 318 amino acids.
GCAAUAGCGCUGUGACAGUUGCUCGUGGCGCCUCAGACGGUGCGAUACAAAAACCGGCGAUUUCUUCCCAUUCAACUUCACCUGUUAGUGGCAAACGCUUUUUGUUUUUGUACUUUUGCAACCAGUAUUCGAGCGGAAGCAGAGAGUGGAAGUGCGAGAGUGCAUGUGUGCGGAUUGUCUUGUGUUUAUUUGAUAACUUGCCUUUUAUUGUUUCACACGUUACGACGUGGUGUCUAAUACCAAUAAUAAUUUAUUAUCAUUUUUAUCAAAAUCCAAAAGUGCUAAAUUUUCGCUAGCAACGUGAUAAGAAAUUUACGAAAGAAAUUGAAUCGAUAAUUGCCCUGACCGGUGAACUAAGUAAAAGAGAAAGAGAAACCACCGCGCGAAAAACAAUUAGCUGUCAACUAUACUUAUCGUUCUAACACUUGAAUUUUUUUUGAUAACAUUAGCAAGCCGAAUAAUUCACCCAGAAGUCAGUGCAGAAUGUAGCUUCGGUUUACCAACAACUAUCAUAGAAAGUUGCUGCAAAAUUAUUUAUUAAAUUCAUUUAAACGCUGCUCACUUACACAGGAUAUACUUUUAGGCGCACACUACCGCAACGUCAUCCACAAAUGAAUCCCAUAAGCGACGAUGCAGCGCCAAUUCUACGACCGCUUGGGCCCACUUUACAGAAAAUCGCCUGCGAGGAGCUGAAUGAGGUGCCCAAUCGUGUGGCGGACGAUGUGCUGGCGCUGCGUCAAUGGAUACACAAACAACCACAUUUGUGUGCGCGCACCAAUGAUCAGUUUCUCGUCGGCUUUCUGCGCGGCUCCAAGAAUAGUUUGGAAAAGGCGAAGCAGAAAAUCGAUCGUUACUACACAUUGAAGGCAGCCUUGCCGGAGGUGUUCAAUGAGCGACGACAGGUCGACGAUCCGCUAGUGAUGGAAAUUGUACGCCUAGGCAUCAUCUUACAGAUACCGGUGCCCGCCGACUACCAUGGCCCCUGCAUAACGAUCAUACGCGCAUGCUCGUACGACACCACCAAAUACAAGUUCGCCGAUAUUAUACGCGUCGGUUCGAUGUUUGGCGAAAUUAUGACAAUCGAGGAUGACAAUUCCACAGUUAGCGGCUAUAUUGAGAUUAUGGAUAUGUCUAAUGUGAGCGGUCAGCAUUUUCUGCAAUUGAAACCGGAUUUGCUGCGCAAGUUCUCGACCUUCGCUGAGGAGGCAAUGCCAAUGCGUCAACGUGGCACACAUUUUAUUAAUGUACCGACGGCGUUUGAGAAGGGCUUCCGGACACUAAGCACUUUCUUUCCGGAGAAAAUGCUCAGUCGGAUUUCAGUCAACUCUAAUCCCGAAGCGUUGUUCGAAUUCCUGCCACGCGAACAUUUGCCGCAGGAGUAUGGCGGUGAGAAUGGCACCAUAGCCGAUAUUGUGGAGCGCAUGGAAGCGAAAUUGUUGCGUUAUCGCGACUACUUUUUGCAGGAACCGGAAUUCGGCACUAAUGAGAAGUUGCGCGAGGGCGCGCUCUAUAAUUAUGAGAACAUUUUCGGGCUGGUGGGUUCAUUCCGUAAAUUAGAAGUCGAUUAGCCACAAGCUACUUUUAUUCUUUUUUGUAUUUUUUCUUUGACAUUUGCUGUUUUUACAAAUAUACAAAAUAUAAAUUUAUAUUUAAUAGAGAUUAUGUCUGGAUACUCCCAGUGAAUGUUUGAUAAAUUAUCGAUUUUUAAGUGAGUUAAAGUAACAAUCGUGUCAAGAUAAAAAAAUUUUAAGUAAAAUUAAUCAAAAGAAUUAUUAAAACCAAUUAGCGAAAUUAUAAAAAA